Patiria miniata (bat star) is the source of this 2018-nucleotide messenger RNA. RefSeq names its product proton-coupled folate transporter-like. Gene Ontology annotation, biological process: transmembrane transport. The coding region runs from base 267 to 1775 and encodes 502 amino acids. Gene Ontology annotation, molecular function: transmembrane transporter activity. NCBI's taxonomy places the organism in Eukaryota, Metazoa, Echinodermata, Asteroidea, Valvatida, Asterinidae. Gene Ontology annotation, cellular component: membrane. The record is from RefSeq and is a predicted model, not a curated record. The transcript has 7 exons.
CUUGCAAAGUGCAACUGCAAGUGCAACUAGGCUCAGUCAAAGAAUCAGAGUGGCCUAAAUACUUAGCUCAUGAGUCAGGAAGGUUGGUGAUGCAGCGUUUCUACGACGUGGCGGACCUAAUUUUUCUACACACCAUGAUCACAUCCAACACAGCCGGCAGCAAACGAGUAGCAGCUAGAAGAAAUUAUCCUGACUGAAAAAAAAAUUCAGUUUUCUCUAGAAAGUGAAUACAACUUAGCUGUGGAAGAACAAGAGUUUGGAACAAGAUGGCUUGCACAUCGGUGACGGUAGAACCUGUCCUUUUCCUCUUCAUGAUGAGUCUGUUCAUGAUGCUUACAACCAACCAACUGUUGUUUAUCAAGAAAGUCUGCGCAUCUCACUUUGAUGAAACGAUUUGCUCAAACCUGAGCGCCUUUAAAGAUGAAGAGGAUGUGGUUCAGACAGAGGCAUCGCACUGGAUUCUCUUCUUCAGCAUCUGCACUAAUGUUCCUGGAGCUUUUAUGUCCAUGUUCCUGGGAGCCACUAGUGACCGCGUCGGCCGCAAGUACAUCAUGUGCCUCCCACCUCUUGGUACUGCUUUCUCUGCAUCAGUGUUUGCUCUGAGUUCCUACUUCAUAGCUUCUCCCUUGGGAUACAUCAUCGUCGCUGCGAUAGCUGUCGGCCUGACAGGCAGUGUGGGAACGGCUUAUGUCACACUAAUCAGCUACAUGGCUGAUAUAACGGACCAAUCAUCUCGCACCAAGCGAUUUGGCAUCCUGGAGGCAAUGAUGUUUAUUGGUGGGACAGUGGGUCUCCUAUGUGCUGGCGCCAUCGGCAGUUUUGAGCACGGCUUCACCACUGUGUAUCUCCUUGUUCUUACCAUCCAAAUCCUCAUUAUCGUGUACAUCUUGUGCUGUUUGGAUGAAUCGCUGAAACCUGAACACAGAUUACCUUCAAAUGAAAAAGACAAGCCUUUAGGUGCUGGAUGUCUACCUAGACGAUGCCUCUGCUGGGGGCCUAUCCUGGACAGCAUGCGCCGUUCGUUUACAGUGUUUUUCGCCAAGAGGCCAGGAAACAAAAGGAAAUAUCUGAUAUCAGUUCAGGUAAUCGGCCUGCUAGGUGUCAUUGGGCUUUCAGGAGAAAUGGAUCUGCUUGUUCUCUUCACCAAGCAUUCUCCCCUCAGCUGGGACGUGUCAACCAUUGGGAUCUUCAUGGCGCUGAAGAACACCAUGAAAGGUGUUGUCCUGAUCGCCUUACUUCCACUGAUGUUUCGCUGCAUCGGCAAGGAGCGUGUCAUACACAGGGACCUGGUGCUUGCACAGGUUGGCCUGGUCUCAACCAUCCUGAGUCUAGUCAAUGAGGCAUUCUCCAGGCAGACGGCAAUCAUGAUGCUGGUUCCUAUGGUUGGAUGUUUAUCAGGCAUUACAGGAGCUGUCAUUAGUUCCUUCAAGACGCAGUUGGUUGAACCCAAUGAGUUUGGUGGGAUGUUCGCCUGCACGUCUUUCUUAGACACAUGUUUUCAAGUGGCCGGCUCUCUUCUAUUCAACACCCUGUACCCGGCCACGCUGCACAUCUGGCCUGGCUUCUCAUUCCUGAUCAUGGCAGCUGUUUAUGUAAUCUCUCUCUUGAUUGUCAUAUGGCUUCAGUGGGACAUGAAGAAAUCAAUCAAAGAGGGCAAGAAUGGUUUAGGGCAAAGAAGGCUUUUAGAUGAGGAUGAAUCUGAGGAUGAAUUUGAGGAUACCGUUUACAUGACACAAUUGCCUGUAUCCGUCCAACCAGACAGCAUUGGCGUAUAACAUGCUGAACAACAGUCCGCCCAUUACAAAUAUUGGAGUUAUGCAAUAUGGUAUGUCUGAACAAAAUUCCAUUCAUUUUUGAUUCAAUAUGGGAAAGAAUAGGAAUAACAGGCUCCCAAAAUGACCCCGCAUACAAAAACCACAUUUAAGGUAAAUUACAACAUUUCUGUAAUUUUCAUAAAUGGGUGGAUUUGGGGGGUUAGUAUUUUAUAGCAAAUAUUGUUGAACUGACCUGUUAAAAGU